Chrysoperla carnea is the source of this 2084-nucleotide messenger RNA. RefSeq names its product zinc finger protein 271-like. The record is from RefSeq and is a predicted model, not a curated record. The coding region runs from base 1 to 2016 and encodes 671 amino acids. Lineage: Eukaryota; Metazoa; Arthropoda; Insecta; Neuroptera; Chrysopidae. Gene Ontology annotation, molecular function: DNA-binding transcription factor activity; RNA polymerase II cis-regulatory region sequence-specific DNA binding. Gene Ontology annotation, biological process: regulation of transcription by RNA polymerase II. The transcript is spliced from 3 exons.
AUGGAUGGUGAAAAUAUGAAAAAUGAAGAAUUAUGUUUAGAAUUGAGAAUCAAAGAAGAGAUUAAUGACGAAAUAUUAUAUGAAGUGGAUUUCAAAAAUGAUGAAAUUUGUGACUAUAUUAUUAGUGAUAAUAAAAUAAUACUAGAAAAUAAAAGAAUUAAAAUUGAACGAAAGUUACAUUCAGAAUUAAUUAUAAAAGAUGAAAGUUAUGAUGAAAUGUUUGAAGAAACUGAAACUGAUUCAAAUUGUCGAGAAUUGGUCAAAGAAAAUUAUUCUUGUGAUGUUUGUGAUAAAAUAUUUACAACUAAAAUUAAAAAGUUCAAUCGAAAAGACAGUUUAGUUGUACAUAAACGAACACAUACUGGAGAAAAACCAUUUUCUUGUGAUGUUUGUGAGAAAAAAUAUAGCCAAUCUCAAAGUUUAGUUCUACAUAAACGAACACAUACUGGCGAAAAACCAUUGUCCUGUGAUAUUUGUGAGAAAAAGUUUAAUCGAAAAGAUAAUUUAGUUGUACAUAAACGAUUACAUACUGGAGAAAAACCAUUCUCUUGUGAUGUUUGUAAGAAAAAGUUUAAUAGAAAAGACAAUUUAGUUGUUCAUAAACGAACACAUACUGGAGAAAAACCAUUCUCUUGUAAUAUUUGUAAGAAAAAAUUUAACCACUCUCAAAAUUUAGUUCUACAUAAACGAACACAUACUGAAGAAAAACCAUUGUCCGGUGAUAUUUGUGAGAAAAAGUUUAAUCGAAAAGACAAUUUAGUUGUACAUAAACGAUUACAUACUGGAGAUAAACCAUUCUCUUGUGAUGUUUGUGAGAAAAAAUAUAGCCACUCUCAAAGUUUAGUUCUACAUAAACGAACACAUACUGGAGAAAAACCAUUUUCUUGUGAUGUUUGUGAGAAAAAAUAUAGCCACUCUCAAAGUUUAGUUCUACAUAAACGAACACAUACUGGAGAAAAACCAUUCUCUUGUGAUGUUUGUGAGAAAAAGUUUAAUAGAAAAGACAAUUUAGUUGUGCAUAAACGAACACAUACUGGAGAAAAACCAUUCUCUUGUAAUAUUUGUAAGAAAAAAUUUAACCACUCUCAAAAUUUAGUUCUACAUAAACGAACACAUACUGGAGAAAAACCAUUUUCUUGUGAUGUUUGUGAGAAAAAAUAUAGCCAAUCUCAAAGUUUAGUUCUACAUAAACGAACACAUACUGGAGAAAAACCAUUCUCUUGUAAUGUUUGUAAGAAAAAAUUUAAUCACUCUCAAAAUUUAGUUCUACAUAAACGAACACAUACUGAAGAAAAACCAUUGUCCUGUGAUAUUUGUGAGAAAAAGUUUAAUCGAAAAGAUAAUUUAGUUGUACAUAAACGAUUACAUACUGGAGAAAAACCAUUCUCUUGUGAUGUUUGUAAGAGAAAAUUUAAUCACUCUCAAAAUUUAGUUCUACAUAAACGAACACAUACUGAAGAAAAACCAUUAUCCGGUGAUAUUUGUGAGAAAAAGUUUAAUCGAAAAGACAAUUUAGUUGUACAUAAACGAUUACAUACUGGAGAAAAACCAUUCUCUUGUGAUGUUUGUGAGAAAAAGUUUAAUCGAAAAGAUAAUUUAGUUGUACAUAAACGAUUACAUACUGGAGAAAAACCAUUCUCUUGUGAUGUUUGUGAGAAAAAGUUUAAUAGAAAAGACAAUUUAGUUGUACAUAAACGAACACAUACUGGAGAAAAACCAUUCUCUUGUAAUGUUUGUAAGAAAAAAUUUAACCACUCUCAAAGUUUAGUUCUACAUAAACGAACACAUACUGAAGAAAAACCAUUGUCCGGUGAUAUUUGUGAGAAAAAGUUCAAUCGAAAAGACAGUUUAGUUGUACAUAAACGAUUACAUACUGGAGAAAAACCAUUCUCUUGUGAUUUUUGUGAGAAAAAAUUUACUGCCAAACAAAAUUUAGUUAAACAUAAUCGAACAAUGCAUACUACAGAAAAACCAUCCCCGUGUGAUCCUAAUAAAACAUCUAUUUUGUACAUUUAAGACCACCAAACACCUUCAUACGUAUGUGAAGAUUGUGACCUAAUUAUUACCAAUCAAAAUGAAUUAAA